GAGAAUCUCUGCAUUGGUUUGGGAAGUAAGAUAUAUUGAAAGCAAUGCUAGGACCUUCAAUGAACCUGGGAGUGCUAUUGCUAGAGCUGCAAAAAAGAUCACUACCCAGCUCUUAAAGUUUAUCAAUGAUCAGAACUGUACAAACAUUUUUGAACUAUGUAGCACAACAGAUGAUGAACAAGAUUGUCUUGAUGCUGAUCUGGAUGAUGAAAAAUGUCUUCCAAGAACAUCAUACAGAAGAAGAAAAGGCCGGGGCUUUAAAAAAGGAAAAAGCAUGAAAGCUGGCUAUGAUGAAACCUGCUGGAAGAAGCAGUGUAUGGAGCUGGUGAAUUUAAUUUUUCAGUGUGAAGAUUCUGAACCUUUCAGACAGCCAGUUGAUUUGGAUCAGUAUCCUGAUUACAGACAUAUUAUAGACACUCCAAUGGACUUUGGUACAGUGAAAGAAACUCUGGAAGCUGGAAAUUAUGACACUCCAAUGGAACUGUGCAAAGAUAUAAGGCUAAUAUUUAGUAAUGCAAAAUCUUAUACUCCAAACAAAAAGUCAAAGAUUUAUAGCAUGACCUUGAGAUUGUCAGCACUAUUUGAAGAGAAAAUAAGAAGAAUUGUUUCAGAUUUCAAAAAUGGUCAGAAACAGAAUGAAAAGCUACAAAGAAACCAGAGGUAUACUAGACGGUUGCAUAAUCAAAGCUCAGUGCAGCAACCUACCAAGAUGCUCAGAAAUCUGAAGCAGAAACCGUUAAAGUCUCAGGCAAAAAUUGAAUCUGAGCAGGAAGAUUCUUCUACUCAACCUACCUCAAGCAGAGCUGCCUGUGUUGUGAGCCAUAAAUCAAAUGCUGGCAAUUACAACCAUAGCUCUUCUGGUGAAUCCUCUGAUUCUGCAUGCCUGGCAUCCUUUGAAAGGAAUGGAAAAGCUAGAUCCACAACACUAACAAAUUGUUCUGCAUUAUCAUCAGAAAGUGAAAUAGAAGGUUCUUUGGCUUCUUCAUCUACUUCAUCUUCUACAAGUAGCUCAGAAGACAGCAAAGAAAGCUCUACAGCUCUUGUGUCACCUCCUCUACACAAUGGUAUAUGUAGAAGAAAGAACAGCAAUCGUAGAAUAACUAGAAAUCGAGCUGCUCAGAGAAAGCAAACAGGAGCACCUCUUCAGGAGAAUGGAAAUACAAGGAAAACUGUCAGAAAAAGGUUAUAUGGAAGUGAUUCUGAAAAUACUUCAGUGGUGACAUCCAAGUCACACAGUAACAGUACUGGUAGACAUAGAAAAACUCCACGCAGAAGUGCUGCUGUGGCUGCUAAUAAGUUAAGGCUAAUGAGUGAUGUGGAGGAAGAGGUUUCAAGCUCAGAAAGUAUUGGCAUAGGGUGCAAAAACAGAAAACUGCCUCACCGAAAUGCCUCAGCUGCAGCCAGGCGAAUGUUACUGGAGGGGUCUGAGGAUGAUGUAGGCCUAAAGUCUGAAAGUGAGAAAGAAAUAGAAGAGCAGCUUACUAAGAAGAAAAGCCUUUCUCAACCUGGUUCAUCAGCUCCACGAAGAAGAUUUGUUAGUGAAUCUGAUAAUGGAACUUCAGAUUCUGAGACAGACAUACAGAUGAAACAGAAAAACUGGCAGAGCAAUGGUCAUAAACAGUUACGUGGGACAGUCCAUUCUGUAUCUCCCAGAAUGAAAAGUCCCACUCUAGACUUUUCGGAGGAUGACUCCAAAAGCCGUAAUUCAGAGGAUGAGAGCAGUCAGAAAGUUUCUGACCAGUCAACCUCUGCACAUAAUAAGCCUGCAGUGAGCAACUCUGAGGAUGAAGUGGAUUCUGAAUUGGAUAGAUGGAGUGGCACAACAGCAACUGGUCUGCAGUUUAUUGCGCCUUUAAAAAAAGCAAAAGUCUUGAGUGACUUAGAGGACACAGGAGAAUCUGAAACAGAAGACAAAGAGGACAGGAGAAGUUUUGUCUCUGAGAACUUGGUGCCAACUAGAAUUGUAAGGAGUUCAAAAUCUGGAGCUUGUGCCAGUUUCAGUCAAGUUUCUGGUACAGAAUCUGAGACAGAUUCCAAAAAUAGUAAUUACUGUGAAACUUCUUCAAAAACAAGAAAAAGGAAGAGAAAAGGAAAAACAAAAAUAAUUAGAAAAGAAUCAGUAUCUGAGGAGACCGGACAAAGUGCGAAAGUGCUCAGGAGCAGGACAUGUAUCAUUAACUACAAGAAGCACAUAAAGCUGUCUAAUGAGAAGAAGAAUCCACGCAGAUGUGCCACUUUGGCAGCUAAUAAAAUUAAGAUAAUGAGUGAUACAAAGGAGGAAUUAUCAAGCUCAGAAAGUGUUUGCACAGUAAAAAAGAACAGAAUGCACCUUCAUGGCAGUGUGUCCACAGCAUCCAGAAAGAAAGUGAUCAGCAGCUCAGAGGUAGAUGGUUGCUUAAAGUCUGAAAAUGAAAAAGAACAGCUUUCUGGCAGAAAAAAACUUUCCUGCCCUGAAUCAUCUGCUCCUAAAAGAAAAUACAUUAGUGAGUCUGAGAAUGAAAAAACAGAGUCUGAAGCAGAGAUAAAAGUAACUCGGCACCAGAAUGCUAACUGCAAGAAGGCAUGCAAAACUGUCUGUUCUGUAGCUCUUGAAAAUCUUGAAUUCGACUCUUUAAAGGGCAAUUCCAUAAACCACAAGAUGGAAAAUGGGAGAAACUGGAGAAGUUCUAAUCAGUCAGCUUCAGCCCACAACCAUUGUACAAGCAAUUCUGAAGAGGAGGUUGAUGCUGACUUAGCUAAACACGAAACUAAAAAUAUCGAAGUAUCAAAUAAAAGAACUGGAGCUUCCUUCAAAAGAUCAAAAUUAUUGGAAGACUUCAAAGAAUCAUCAGAAUCUGAAACAGGGGGGAAGAAAGAUGAAAAAAGCUCAGCAUCAGAAAAUGUGGAAGCACCUGGGACUGCAGGGAUUUCAAAAGCCAGUUUCAGUUGUUCUUCUGAUUCAGAUUCUGGAACUGAUAACAGUAUCUACAGUGAUGCCACAGAAACAAAAAAGAGGAAAAGGAAAUUGGAAGGGAUUAGAAAAGAGGUUACUAGUUCCAACUCAGUGAAGCCUUCCAGGAGACCACAGAGAAGGAAACGUUGGAAACCUAACAAAGAAAAUGACUCUGAAGAUCUGGAUUACACCAAAUAUAGAAGAGCUAAUCGGCGCUCUAAGAUAAGAACUCGGAAUGGAGGUAGACGGACUGUGAGAUACAAUGACUGUGAUGACGAUGAUGAUGACAGAGGUUUAGAUGAUGUAGAUUGUGAAACGUAACCUUAAAAGGAAAAGCCAGCCCACUUUUUUUUUGUCUUUUUUGUUUUUUUUUUUUUUUGUAAUAGCACUAGAACUCAUGAUGGAUGCUGGCUCUUCUUUGUCCUACAUUUCAGGGAAUAUAUUUAUAUUUUUCUAUGAAAAAGUUAUGAAUGUGAUUAGAUGAUGACUUUCUCCUUUUCAUAUUUUGACUUGCACUUGCCUGCCCAUGUAGCAGCAUUUAGCACAGAUGCCAAAAUGUGCCUCAUUAUAGGGGCAAUUUUUUGUCUUUACUGGUAUUUUAUUACAUAUAACAAGAGUUUAAAAAAAAAUUAAAACACUGCGCAACAGGUUAAUAGCAGUAUGUUGAGUAUUAUUGUUAUGGGUGCUGCAAUGGAAUACUACCUAGGUCAUGCAACAUUCAAGAACAGAUUUCAAACAUCUCUAAUGCUGUAUGAAAUCAUAUACAAUAGGAACAGGCUUAUACAUAAUGCUAUACACUAUAAAAAUCUAGUGGAUGCUGGCAUUGCAUCUAAAAAGUAACGAAUGGUCACUAGGCUAGUAACUUUACAACUUGUGUUAGUACAGACGUUAAAUGUUCUGUAUGUGCAUUAUUGGUAACUGCAACCAGAACCAGUUACCAGUGAAAAAGCAUAGUUGCUGGUUGCAGAGGCAUGUUAUUGGCACUGGUGAAGAGAGGGUUUCUGCUGACAGGUAGUACUAUCAUCAUCAAUGUGACUUCUAUACUGUAAAAUUAAGAAUAUGAAAUGCAGGUGAACUCUUGGCCUAAGGGUUUUUGUGUUUUCUUUAUAAAAUAGAAAAACAAACAAA
Molecule: messenger RNA, 4060 nt
Organism: Melopsittacus undulatus (budgerigar)
Lineage: Eukaryota; Metazoa; Chordata; Aves; Psittaciformes; Psittaculidae
Product: bromodomain and WD repeat-containing protein 1-like
Exons: 10
Molecular function (GO): protein binding
Source: RefSeq, a predicted model, not a curated record